UAAUGAUUGGCAAUCACUAUGAUAUCCUUGGUGUUAAGAGAGAUGCUAAAUAACAAUAAAUAAAGAAAGCAUAUCAUAAAUUGGCCUUAAGAUGGCAUCCUGUAUUUAAUUAAACUAUAUUUAGGAUAAAAAUAGAGAAUAACGUGCAUUUGCAUUAGAUUAAUUUCAUAGAAUAAAUGAAGCUUAUCACACAUUAUCAAAAUUAGAGUUAAAAAUACUCUAUGAUCAUUAGUUAUCUUAAUAUGAAUCAAUAGAGUCAAUCAAAAAUUUGAUAAGAUUGUUAAAAAAAAAUGAUUCAAAUGAUUAAAAUAAUGAUUUUGAUUAUUCUUACGAUAAUUUUUUAUCUGAAGAAGAACAAGAACUUUUAAGAUAAUUUAAAUAAAGAAUCAACGAACCAGGAAUUUAAAAAAAAAUCAGAAAAUCUCAUUGA
Messenger RNA from Paramecium pentaurelia, 430 nucleotides. The record is from the annotation of a GenBank genome assembly. NCBI's taxonomy places the organism in Eukaryota, Ciliophora, Oligohymenophorea, Peniculida, Parameciidae.